UGCAAGUUUGUAAACAGUAGACCGUGAUGGUUACACCGGCAACACACAAUUAUCUGUGUAACGCAUGGGAUAUUAUGCUUGUGGCAAUGCAUUUAGAUACAUUAAUGGAUAAACACUCCUAGUCCACGAUUGUUACAGUGGAAGGUUUGGUACCCGGGCGUUUGAUUUAUAUCAAUGGAAUUUCCAGAAGAUGAAGUGUUCUUGCAUCACUUGCAGUCCCAAUUGUUUGAUCCAAAACUCUGUGAAGGCCGGGUAUCGGAGAGAGCUGACCUCACGAGGCAGAUCAUAGCCAGCCUUAGGUUGGCAGCUGAUGCAAACAUAAUAUCUGCUGAUAGUUCGAGCCAUCUAAUACGACCAUUUGAUAAUUCCUAUGCUUCUCUGAUAGACUCCCUGGAUAGCACAACAGGGUUAAACAACUUUGCAGAAGGUGCUUUAGCCUUGUGUUCCCCUCAUAAAAAUGAAAGCAACAAGUGGCAAACAUCACUAACACUGGAGAAACUGAUGGGAAUGAAAUGUGUAGAAGAUGUGAUGAAGAAAAGUCAAGAACAUGCAGACAUGCUGGUGCCUCCAUCUCAAAGGAAUGCCAUUCUUUUUUCCCGAAGAGUGAAAAAUAUAAACCCUCCAAAAUCUGAACUAGACUUGGGUCAGAUCAACAGUUUUAAACAUCAUAGUAGAAGUGGUCAUCAAGAGAUGGAUGGCGGUUCUGAUCCUACGAUUCCCAGACACCAAGACCUCAACAGUGACCGUUUAAAUACAGAAGACCAAGGUAACUGGUCAAAUACAAACAAUGCCAGACAACAAAUGGAAAAAAACCAACUUGGAGAAAAUGAUCAACAGUUUGUUAGGCCUCUGAACAGAAAGCCGCUGUUUUCAAACAAUAAUGUCACAGGCAAAGGUGUAUAUGGUCAGUUUGGAGGACAGUCAGAACACAACAGUGGUCAGUUUAGAGGAGCACCAGGACAAUCUAAUGGUCAAUUUGGAGGACAACCUGAACACCACAGUGGUCAGUUUAGAGGAGCACCAGGACAAUCUAAUGGUCAGUUUGGAGGACAGUCAGAACACAACAGUGGUCAGUUUAGAGGAGCACCAGGACAAUCUAAUGGUCAGUUUGGAGGAAAACCUGAACACCACAGUGGUCAGUUUAGAGGACAAUAUACCAAUCAACAGAAAUCCUGGAGAGGAGGACAGGGUGGAGGUAUAAAGAGGCCAUUCAACAGUAAUGAAGACAAUUUGGACAACCAAGAGUCUCCAGUCACUACUGGGGGAGCCUUCAGAACCGCUAGGGAGCAGUUAAAACUAGAGAACCAGAAGAAAUAUGGCGGAGGUGGUGGCACAGUUUCUACAGCAUCCUACGGUAGUUGUAGAAAGUCUCUCGGCACACGAAGAGCAGGUCCCAGUGGCAAGUUUGUACCUCCAGUCAUCAAUAAGGGGGAAGAUGAUGGACCUGAUGUAAACAUGAACAAGGUUCAGAAGUCAGUGUUUGGAAAAGGGGCCUCUUCAUCUUCUGCUUCCAGUGAUGAACCAGAGGAUGAAAGACUGAAGGGAAUCGAACCGAAGAUGAUAGAACUGGUCAUGAACGAGAUCAUGGACAAUGGACCACAGAUGAACUGGACUGACAUUGCUGGCUUAGAAUUUGCCAAGAAAUGUAUAAAGGAGAUUGUUGUAUGGCCAAUGUUACGACCUGACAUAUUUAAAGGGCUGAGGGGACCACCUAAAGGUUUGCUUCUGUUUGGACCUCCAGGGACUGGAAAAACACUGAUAGGGAAGUGUAUUGCCAGUCAAUCAAGGUCUACAUUCUUCAGCAUCAGUGCUUCCUCACUGACGUCUAAAUGGGUUGGGGAGGGAGAGAAAAUGGUGCGAGCACUCUUUGCUGUGGCCCGCUGUCACCAGCCAGCUGUUGUAUUCAUUGAUGAAAUUGACUCGCUCUUGUCACAAAGAUCUGAUGGAGAACAUGAGGCAUCCAGGCGAAUCAAGACAGAAUUUCUUGUUCAGCUGGAUGGUGCUGCUACUUCCUCUGAUGAUAGGAUCCUUGUGAUAGGAGCUACAAACAGACCCCAGGAGAUUGACGAAGCAGCUAGGAGGAGAUUUGUGAAGCGUCUAUACAUCCCUCUUCCAGAAUCCCAGGCCAGACAGCACAUUGUCCUCAAUCUCUUGGCCCAGCAGCGGUACCAACUAAGUGAUGAUGAACUCCAGCUCAUUCAAGAUAAAUCUCAAGGUUACUCUGGUGCUGACAUGGCAAGUCUGUGUAGAGAGGCAGCGAUGGGGCCCAUCAGGAGCAUGUCGUUCGGUGACAUAGAGAGUAUCUCUGCUGAUGAGGUACGCCCCAUUCUAUUUUGUGAUUUUGAAGAAGCUUUCCUGCAAGUAAAAGCCAGUGUAUCGGACAAAGACCUGGAUUUAUACAUAGAUUGGAAUACAAUGUAUGGAAGUGUGGGUAUGGGAAAGUAACCCAAUGGGAGGUAAUCUGCGUUGUAUAUUAAAUGGAGAUAAAAAUGUGAAAUAGUAUAAACUAACCGACAGAAGGUCAUCUACAUUGUCUACCAGAGGGAGGUAAUCUACAUUGUAUAUCAAAGGGAGGUAAUCUGCAUUGUAUAUCAAAGGGAAGUAAUCUGCAUUGUAUAUCAAAGGGAGGUAAUAUACAUUGUAUAUCAAAGGGAAGUAAUCUACAUUGUAUAUCAAAGGGAAGUAAUCUACAUUGUAUAUCAAAGGGAAGUAAUCUACAUUGUAUAUCAAAGGGAGGUAAUAUACAUUGUAU
Molecule: messenger RNA, 2752 nt
Organism: Pecten maximus
Lineage: Eukaryota; Metazoa; Mollusca; Bivalvia; Pectinida; Pectinidae
Product: fidgetin-like protein 1
Exons: 19
Coding region: 175-2445 (756 amino acids)
Molecular function (GO): microtubule severing ATPase activity; ATP hydrolysis activity; ATP binding
Source: RefSeq, a predicted model, not a curated record